GACUCCAAAAAUUAAAUAUGAAGAUCCUACUCCUAGUAUUGUUGGCAGCGUUUGCCUCCGGUCAGCAGUUCGAGCAGACGGCAGCCUACGAUGUUGCUGUGAGACUAGCUGAACCAGGAUAUUUCCAACAAAGAAAUUCCUUUGGCUCCAGUUCAUCUAGGAAUGGUGGUCAGUUCAACAUCAAUGGCCAGUUCCAAGGCAGUGCUGGCAGUGGAUUCGGAUCUGGUUCUCUUCUCGGCAAUCAAUUCGGAUCUGGAUCAUCAGCUGGGUUCUCUGCUGGUUCUGGCAACCGUGGUUCAAACUUUGGUUCCCUGGAAAGAAGUGGAUUUGUUUCCUCAGCUACCCCUGGAUUUGGCUCUGGAUCUGCUUUUACCAACAGCGGAUUCGGAUCUAGCUCCUUGGACAGAAAAUCUUUUGGAUCAAUUAUCAGUGGAUCACAGACAGGUUCAGUAAGCGGUAGUCGAUUCCAGUCUGGUUCAACUAGUGGAAGAUUCCAGUCAGGUUCAACUAGUGGAAGAUUCCAGUCUGGUUCAACUAGUGGAAGAUUCCAGUCUGGCUCACCAAGCAGAAGACUCAAAUCUGGUUCACCAAGCAUCAAAUUCCCACCCAGUUUACCAUCAAGUAGCAGUGGAUUCCAGUCUGGUUCAUUUGGUGGAAGCAAAUUCCAAUCUGGUUCAUCCUCAAGCAGCAGUGGAUUCCAGUCUGGUUCAUUUGGUGGAAGCAAAUUCCAACCUGGUUCCUCUUCAAGCAGCAGUGGAUUCCAGUCUGGUUCAUUUGGUGGAAGCAAAUUCCAACCUGGUUCCUCUGCUUCCAGUUCAGUGGUGUCAAAUUUGGUUCAUUUGGUGGAAGCAAAUUCCAACCUGGUUCAUCAGUCCAGUUCACCAAACACUAGUGGAUUCCAAUCAGGAUCACCAAGCACAAGUGCAUUCCAGUCUGGAACCCCAAGUACCAGUGGAUUCCAAUCUGGAUCACUAACCAUCAGUGGUUUCCAAUCUGGAUCACCAAACACUAGUGGAUUCCAAUCAGGAUCACCAAGCACCAGUGAAUUCCAAUCUGGAUCACCAAGCACCAGUGGAUUCCAAUCUGGAUCACCAAGCACCAGUGGAUUCAAUCUGGAUCACCAAGCACCAGUGGAUUCCAAUCUGGGUCACCAAACACCAACCAAUUCCAGUCUGGAUCACCAAUCACCAACCAAUUCCAAUCUGGAUCACCAAGUACCAGUGAAUUCCAAUCUGGAUCACCAAGUACCAGUGGAUUCCAAUCUGGAUCACCAAGCACCAGUGGAUUCCAAUCUGGAUCACCAAACACUAGUGGAUUCCAAUCUGGAUCACCAAGCACCAGCGAAUUCCAAUCUGGAUCACCAAUCACCAACCAAUUCCAAUCUGGAUCACCAAGCACCAGCGGAUUCCAAUCUGGAUCUGGAUCAGCAAUUCCAAUCUGGAUCCCAAGAUUCCAAUCUGGAUCACCAAGCACCAGUGGAUUCCAAUCUGGAUCACCAAGCACCAGCGGUUUCCAAUCUGGAUCAUUCCAAUCAGGAUCACCAAGCACCAGUGAUUCCAAUCUGGAUCACCAAGCACCAAUGGAUUCCAUCUGGAUCCAAUCUGGAUCACCAAGCACCAGUGGCUUCCAAUCUGGAUGCAGCGGUUUCCAAUCUGGAUCAUUCCAAUCAGGAUCACCAAACACCAACCAAUUCCAAUCUGGAUCACCAAGCACCAGUGGAUUCCAAUCUGGAUCACCAAGCACCAGAUCACCAAGCACAUCUGGAUCACCAAGCACUGGAUCAUUCCAAUCUGGAUCUGAUCAUUCCAUCUGAUCACCAAAUCUGGCCCAAUCUGGAUGGACAAUCAUCCAAUGGAUUUCCAAUCUGGAUCACCAAGCACCAGUGGAUUCCAAUCUGGAUCACCAAGCACCAGUGGAUUCCAAUCUGGAUCCAAUCUGGAUCCUCCAACACUAAUGGAUUCCAGUCUGGAUUGCUGAGUGGAUUACAGUCCAGUUUCUCAGGCAGCACUAAUGGUUUUGGACUCCUGAGUGGUUCUGUGAGCAACAUUGGAGCCCAGUUCGGUUCAAAUACAGAAGAGGUAUUUGGAGAAUUUGAGCCUCUCAACCUCCCAGCUGAUGCCAGUAAUAUUUUGGGAAGGAUCUCAACAUCCUUCACCUGCGCAGACCGUCCUUAUGGGUACUAUGCCGAUCAAGAGAACUCAUGCAGAGUCUUCCACAUCUGCUACCCUGCUCUCUUUGCUAAUGGUGCUGUUGAGACCUCCCAGUACAGCUUCCUGUGUGGAGAAGGAUCAGUGUUUGACCAGAAGACCUUGACCUGUGUGCCAGAGACAGAUGCUGUUCCUUGUCAAGAAUCUUCCAGUUACUUCUACACCAAUGAACAGUUUGGCCGUCCAGAAGAUAAGAGAAUCUAAGCUGCUUGUUUAUCAUGUGAAUUUUCCGGAUACUCUCCAAGGCAGUUCAUGCACCUAUUGAUCCAAUUGAUAGAAUA
This is a messenger RNA of Penaeus vannamei (Pacific white shrimp), 2488 nucleotides long. The record is from RefSeq and is a predicted model, not a curated record. Lineage: Eukaryota; Metazoa; Arthropoda; Malacostraca; Decapoda; Penaeidae.